This is a messenger RNA of Ooceraea biroi (clonal raider ant), 3810 nucleotides long. RefSeq lists its product as uncharacterized. The record is from RefSeq and is a predicted model, not a curated record. NCBI's taxonomy places the organism in Eukaryota, Metazoa, Arthropoda, Insecta, Hymenoptera, Formicidae.
UCGUGGGGGAUGCUCUGGAGGGCGGUCGGCAGAGUGGUGCAGUGAUCGCGGCACGUUCUCCGAGGGUGGAUCCACACCCAUGUCCCGUGACGCGCCACGAAGGGGUGCCGAGGACGCGUGAUCGCGCGGAAUACAUCGCCGCUCGAUAUCCUUCCUUCCGUCCGUCCGUCUCAUCGGCUAGCUUCUUCGACCAGCGCGGGGCAUACAGGUAACACUCGGAGCUCGCCAAGGACACGUUGUGUCACGGGAACGCUACUAUGUGAUCCUCGGUCGCGUGUCGACACCGCGAGACGCUACGCAGAGGCUACGCUACCAGGUUGUCCAGGUGUCCAGGUUCGAGAAGUGGCGCUAAAAUAUGAAUCCUGCAGGAUACAAGCUCACAGUGGGAAGCAUUCAUAUUUCACCAAGCGGUAAACAAGAAGGGUGACGGACGGCGCUGGGAUGACGCAAUUUAGUCUGUGAUGCCCGUUAAUCGUCCGCUCCAAGGGCUAACACGACCACGAUGAAUCGAGAAAACGAGGAACAGCGACCGGUCCCUCAGACGCUGUGCAGCGCGCUGCAAAAGGAACCGAACUGUAAAUGCCUGGUGCUGACCGUGCUCAUAUACGGUUGCCUUGCCGCAGUAACCUGGUGCAGAUGCGCCAACGUCACCAAGAUCAUGGUCAACUUUACCAAGUUUCCUAUCAAAAGCACAAAGCAGGUAUCGUCGCCUUGCGACGACGGCUACAUAUAUAUUCCGGUGGCAUUUAUGGGGAUGCUGUAUCUGGUUUAUCUGGUGGAGUGCUACCACUCGCCGAUCAGAAUCGAUUUGCUGCACGCGGAGAGCCAGGACAGCGUGUUAUCCAAAUUGGCGCAGCUAAAGAUGGCACAGCCGCGGAUAUGGUGGAAGGCCAUUUCCUAUCACUAUGUGCGCAGGAAACGGCAGAUCACCCGUUACAGAAACGGGGAUAACUAUACCACCACACAGGUCUAUUACGAGAGGGUGAACACGCACUCGGCCACUUCUCACUACUAUUACGACUACUGCGGUGUGAAGGAUAUCAGCAAGGAGCUGAUACUUGAACCGAAGAUACCGAUCACGAAAAUCAUGCUCACCAAGGGCUUCGCGUUCUCGAACAUAAGGUCCGCUACGGAAUUCGAGGAGGCGCGAUCGCGAUUUUUCGCUGAGCAAGAACUCAGUGAUAAUUAUAUGGAGAUGAGAGAAGGACUCGAUCUUGGAUACAACGUUAACACGAUGCUGGUCGCUGUUCUCGGUAAUCCCUGGUUCACGAAUCGCUACGUUUACUGGUGCCUGAGCGCGUUGCUGCUCAGCUGGCCUCUGAGGAUGAUCAUCGAAUACAAAACGCAGUAUGCCGAUUAUCAGGUGACAAAACUAUUCGGCGUGAAUUACGACACACCAACGUCAAGCGAGCCGAUCCACGCGUCCAUGAGCCAGCUGAGCCAGCCGGGAUCUUACAUGCUGGCGCCCAGUUACAGCGAGGCGUUGCUGAUGGAUCCGGCGACGCCUCGCAGUGACGGACCCGCGCCAGAUCAACAGAACUGGCCGACGCAAACAGCGGAGGCAAACGUCGCGACUGACAUGGUGCCCAGCUACUCCGAGGCGCUUCUCUACGAACGCGCCGAACAACAUGAUCAACCGACCGUGGUCGUGAACGUUGCCGAAAGCGGAAAUGCGGAUGUAGCGGCGACGACGACGACGACUUGCCACAACGUAGGCGAUGCAACCGCGCAAACGACGUUACCGGGGAUGCCGUGCGAGUGCCACUGUCCCUGCCCGUGCCACGAGAAUGCCAAGAGCUACAACGUGCGGAUGAACGAGCGCAGUUACGUCGAGGCCAAUCCCAGCAGCGAAAGUCUGCACGUCAGCAAGCAUCCGCCGACAGCAAGCGUCGUGAACGAUGCGUUUGAGAGCGAGAUGGCGGCGUUAAGGACAACGGCCGAUGGUCGGCUGCAUCCUCCAGCGGCCAGGAUGGCACAGGGUGUGCCACCCUGUUCCACAGACAAUCUCCAGGUCGAUGCGUCGCCGAGCAAGUGCAGUAGCUGCGGCAGGACCUCCGCGAGCACGCAGACGAUCAACCCCGAUCAAUUCUCCGCUCGAAAAUCCGUGAGAAACAAAUCGAGCGGCAGCUCGCAGACGGACUUCACCUUCGUCGGGUUCGAGAGGGAACACGGAGCCAUACCGCGCGACAUCUCCGAGCCCAACUUGAGGUCGCGGACGGAACAGGCGAACGCGUAUCCGAAGAGUAAUAUCAGGAGUCUGGAGAACAUCCUGGAGGAGGAACUCGCAGCGAGCGCGAGCAAAGCUUUCCUCAGUGCGGAUGCGCGUCUGCCAAGACCCUACGCCUUCGAGCAACGCCAGCGGAGAUUUCCGGUCUCCCGUCGCUCGCUCUCGCUCGACGAAACGGACCCCGAGCUCUCCCCGACGAGACACGCGCACGACAACGGGGCCAUCCCGAAGUACGAGCCGCGCAGCAGGAUCACGGUGAACCCUAUGUCGAACGAGGCCUGCUGGAAGCUGCCAAACUCCAAGACGUACUUCUGCCUCAAGUCGAUCUUGAAGCAGAACAGGCGGAGGUACACGCUCGUCACCGCGGACGAGUUCCAGAACCUGGCCGACGCGAACAGGGACCGCGAGUGCGUCGACAGCAGCUUCGGCAGGGGCGAAAAGAUCGACGAGAUUCAACCUGACAAACCCACGCCCAUUGAUCGCCCACGCUCGAGGGAGAGAUUGAACCCACGGAGAAGGAUGCCGUCGUUCGAGGAGUUCAUGUCGGAACGAAGCAGAGCCUACGCUGGCGAUCAGAAACGCGAGGGUUUCAGGACACUGAUCUUCGCCAGCCCGAUACAGGAGGUCUGUCCAGGAGAUCCUUUCCGUGGCAAGAACAUCGUACCGGUCGCAAGCUCGAUGGAACGUGGCUUCCGAGAGAAUCCCGCUCACCCGAGUAGAUCAUCGAUCGAUCGCGACGCCUUUCGAUCGCACAUUCUGAACGACUAUCCUGGAGAAUGGGGCGUCUCAGCGGAUCCACGACGGUCCAGCAGCGUCGCGUACCCGUCGCUCGUUGUGCGGCCCUCGUAUCGCUACUCGGAGAGAGAAUUCCACUAUCACACGCACGCCAGGUUCAACGAGACGUCAACUCCGGUCAACGUGGCCGAUAAUGCCAGCAGAAUGGAGGCACCGCGAGCGUAUCGGAACGAAUUUGCAUUCCCGAACACCCUCGAGCAUCGCGCGGGCAGCAGGUCGAUGCUCCAAAGCCCGCGCAGCGAGCAACCGACUCCCAGCAGACUCGGCGAGGACCGCCCAGUGAUCUCGUACACGCCGAGCAGACAGCACCAGCGGGCCAACUACGUACCGUCCACCGGCUUGACCAGGUCGCUCACCGAGCGGCGUCCCCGGCUCGCCCGCACCGACAAGAACUUCCGCAGGAGCUUCACGGGCCGGGUGGAGGAUUACAGAGCGGAAUACGCCAGGUCUACGCGAAGGAACUUCAGCAUGGAGACCUCCUUGUAACAUUGACAAGCGCGUUGACUCCUCGAGGUCAACCGGCCAGUCGCCACCGACCACCUCGUUAGACACUACUGCGGUUAACUCGUUCGCCGUGCAGGAAGACUGUUAAACAAUUCGUCAGGAUGAUUCACAACGAUCACUUUUACGCCACCCGUUUACCCAUUAAUGGCCAUUAACGUUCUAUUUUUGGGGCGCAAGUUUCAUGACGAUUAGAAUUAAUUGAGUAAUCAACUCGGAUGCUCACUCAAAAUUCCCUCAGGUUCCAGUUUUGAAUUCGAGCCAAUUAAAGUCUAUGAUGCGGAAAA